Corticium candelabrum is the source of this 651-nucleotide messenger RNA. RefSeq lists its product as uncharacterized. The record is from RefSeq and is a predicted model, not a curated record. The transcript has a single exon. Gene Ontology annotation, molecular function: protein dimerization activity. NCBI's taxonomy places the organism in Eukaryota, Metazoa, Porifera, Homoscleromorpha, Homosclerophorida, Plakinidae. Bases 4 to 534 code for a protein of 176 amino acids.
AUCAUGGUAUCAGACCUAACUCGACGCUUUUGUAGCAAAGAUUACCGUGUGUUCUGUGGAAUUGAGAAGUUGUUGUCCGAGUCAGUCUCGUUAUCGGCGCCAGAUCAGUCGCUUGUGAGUGAGAUAUUACACUUUUACACAGGUGACUUUGACAACACUCAGUUCACGUCUGAAAUAAGAGUAUUUUACAAUUAUUCUAAACUGCACUUUUCUAAAGACGUUGUGGAGACCGGCAACAUAGGUGCUCUUGCUCGUCAGUUUGUUUCUCUCCGUUGCACAGAAUUGUUUCCCCAAGUCUUCAAACUGUUCAAGUUGUUUCUCUGCAUUCCUGCUACAUCUUCAACUGCAGAGCGGUCGUUUUCUGCUCUAAGGCGACUAAAAUCAUGGCUGCGAACUAGGAUGGCUGACGAGCGCCUCCGGUCCCUUGCUCUGAUGUGCUUCGAAUGCGACAUUGCUAAGGAACUGGAGAGUAAUAUUGAUGAUCUUGUUUCACAAUUUGGUGCUCUUUGUGACAGACGUCUUCCUCUACAAUAGUUAGUAAACUUUUUGUAAUGUUGAUAUUAAAAAGAAUUUAAUAUAUAUGACGCCAUGAAUUACGUCACAUAUCUCAGCUUCAAAUUUGCGCCCCCCCACUUUUGGGACCCAUGUGAC